Messenger RNA from Diospyros lotus (date-plum), 1233 nucleotides. RefSeq names its product phosphoserine phosphatase, chloroplastic. Gene Ontology annotation, cellular component: cytoplasm. Gene Ontology annotation, molecular function: L-phosphoserine phosphatase activity; magnesium ion binding. The record is from RefSeq and is a predicted model, not a curated record. NCBI's taxonomy places the organism in Eukaryota, Viridiplantae, Streptophyta, Magnoliopsida, Ericales, Ebenaceae. Bases 157 to 1044 code for a protein of 295 amino acids. Gene Ontology annotation, biological process: L-serine biosynthetic process; dephosphorylation. The transcript is spliced from 8 exons.
UCGAAAAGAAGAGGAGAAAAUUACGAAAGGGGAAAGGAAAUGGGAGAAUUUGUGCCUGAAAAAGAUUACUGAGAUCUUCGUUCUGCAUCAGACGAGAGAGAGAGAGAGAGUCUUUACGUCGGACUUGCCUUUGCUCCACCAUUGCCAGAUAAUUUGAUGGAAGGGUUAAUCACCACACAACUCAACCCGGUUAGGGCUUACUGCAGAAGGCAUCAAUCAACUUUUCUUCCAACUUAUACUCCACGAGUAGUGAAAAGAGCUCCUGGGGCUUCAUUUGGGAUGAUGAAACAUCCAGGACCGCUGUAUUCCGUAGCUGCUUCAGUUCAGCCCGUGGAAAAUUCAAUGGCUGGUCGGGUUGACAACACGCUACCAUCAAAAGAGGUGCUUGAGGUGUGGCAAAAUGCUGAUGCUGUAUGCUUCGAUGUGGAUAGCACAGUCUGCUUGGAUGAGGGCAUUGAUGAGCUUGCUGAAUUUUGUGGGGCAGGAAAAGAUGUUGCAGAAUGGACAGCAAGGGCAAUGGGUGGUUCUGUUCCUUUUGAGGAGGCUUUGGCUGCCAGACUCUCUCUAUUCAAUCCGUCCCUUUCCCAAGUCCGGGAUUUCCUUGAGAAAAGGCCUCCAAAGAUUUCUCCUGGCAUAGAUGAGUUGGUCAAGAAGCUGAAGGCUAAAAAUACUGAUGUUUAUCUGAUCUCUGGAGGCUUUCGUCAAAUGAUCAACCCUGCUGCAUCAAUCCUUGGUAUUCCCUCAGAAAACAUUUUUGCCAACCAACUACUAUUUGGAAAUUCUGGGGAGUUUCUAGGGUUUGAUGAAGAUGAGCCUACUUCAAGGAGUGGAGGGAAAGCCACUGCAGUUCAACAGAUCAGGAAGGCUCGGGGAUACAAGGCAUUAGUAAUGGUUGGCGAUGGCGCAACUGAUCUUGAGGCUCGGAAACCAGGAGGUGCUGACAUGUUUAUUUGCUAUGCUGGAGUUCAACUUCGGGGGGCUGUUGCAGCAAAGGCUGAUUGGCUGGUUUUCAAUUUUAGCGAUCUGAUAAGUACCCUGGAGUAGUCUGAGCUAGUUUGGAUCAAUUACCUUGUCGUUUCAUUGUGUGCAGGUUUUGCUGCACCUGGGAACUGCAAUCUGUACUUGUAUUCUUCUACACUUGUGUAUCAUUCUUUAGCUCAUUAUUCUUCUUCCUUUAAAUUAAAGGAAUAUGUAAGAACGCGUGUGAACUGAAUAAAAAUUGGGCUUUAUUAA